This is a messenger RNA of Harpegnathos saltator (Jerdon's jumping ant), 1269 nucleotides long. RefSeq names its product histidine-rich glycoprotein. Bases 121 to 930 code for a protein of 269 amino acids. The record is from RefSeq and is a predicted model, not a curated record. The transcript is spliced from 5 exons. Lineage: Eukaryota; Metazoa; Arthropoda; Insecta; Hymenoptera; Formicidae.
CGCAGGUACGUCUCAGUGUCCCAUCUCGUCCUUAUCCGCGUCCUCUUACUCCUGUACAUCCUCAGAACGCGCUUCCUGUUCCUCGCGCUCGCGUGUGCGCGCGCGUGGAACGGUACCGAAAUGGCGUCUCCGUCGUCGUCGUCGUCGACGUCGUGUGUCGACAUGUUGAAGAUAAUGUGGCUAUUGUUGACCUUGGCGACUCUUCUUGAUGCUCUGGCAACGGUCAGAAAGGUUAGCCAGGCUCCGGCCGGUUUUCGUUAUUCUAAGGAUCAGAAAGCGGAGGCCACGCAUCACGGAGGCGGCGGCGACAAACACCGGGAGGAAGGUAGCGGGACGAAACACCACGAGGACCAUCACGAUUCGCAUGGCCAGGAGAACGAUAAGGGUUACAAGGUGUUCCACGAGUUCGAGAAGAGCGACAAAGGUCACCACGAUAAGGAAAAGCACGAGAGCGAGUACGACGUGGAGGACGGCGAGGAGAAGAAGAAGCACGAGGAGGGUGGUCAUUACGGAGAGCAGCAUCAUGGCGAAGAGGGCGAGAAGGACGCCAAGUUUGGCGAGGAGGGCAAGCACCAGAAAGGAUACAGCACGAAAGGGGAGCACAGCGUGUUCAAGAAGGAUGAGUACGAGAAGAAGCAUGAUUUUUACGACGAGUACCAUGAAGACGGAGAACACGAGAAGCACGGCGGUUGGCAUGAGGAACACGAGGGCAAGAAGGGAGGUCACGAAAAGAAGGGCCACCUACAAGCCGGCCAUCAUGAGGGUCAUCAUGGUUCGGACAAGAAGUAUGACGAAGGUCAUCAUCAUCACGACAAGAAAGGUCACAAAGCGUCCGAUGGGCACAGCAGUCAUCACGAGUACGACGAGAGAUACGGUCAUAAAGGUGGCCGCGCUUCGGGACACAAAUGGUCGAAAGCUAAUCACCAUUGACGAAACACGAUCGCUACGUAAUCGUCAAGUCUUGCUUAUUUUUCUCUUGCUGGGAAUUUUGCGAAAUUGAUCUGCAGAGUUUGCGAUGACGUUGGACGGAACCUGUUGCAACGCACUAAACCAUCUUGGGGACCGUUAUGGUGACGAUAACAAUUUUCUACUCGUCAUCAGCGUGGACUGCGCACAUGUUUACCGCGAAAUUUUUAUCUAUAACGAAUAGUUUUUACUUACUUACACUUAUUAUUAUAUAUAGUAAUCUUAAUGCAAGUACAGAAAUCUAACAUACUUAGAGGACGAUAACUAAGAUUAAACUUGGUUGAAUUGUGGUAAAAUAUUCUU